Messenger RNA from Ascoidea rubescens DSM 1968, 330 nucleotides. RefSeq lists its product as uncharacterized. Lineage: Eukaryota; Fungi; Ascomycota; Saccharomycetes; Ascoideales; Ascoideaceae. The transcript has a single exon. The coding region runs from base 1 to 330 and encodes 109 amino acids. The record is from RefSeq and is a predicted model, not a curated record.
AUGUUAAUUCUCAUCUUAUUAAUUCACAUAGAUUUUUCAUUGAUCCAAUACGCUAUAAAGUCAAGUUUCAUUAAAUUCAAUAAACUUGCAAAUAAAAUGAAUGAGUUAGCGAAAAUACAACCUAAUGCGUAUUUUAAAAAUUUAAAUGUUACUCCAACGGUCAAAGGAAGCUAUUACGAUGCAUUGAAAUUUAAUAAUUUUGAAUUUGAUGAUUCUGAUAGUAAUGAUGACGAAUUUGAUAAUAGAAUAAUAGUUGAAUCAGAGAUUUAUUUUUCAAAAAUCAAAUACCAAAGAGAAUUUAAUCAGGACGAUUGGCUUUCUACCAUAUAA